Messenger RNA from Bombina bombina (fire-bellied toad), 1073 nucleotides. RefSeq names its product DnaJ heat shock protein family (Hsp40) member C8 (gene DNAJC8). Lineage: Eukaryota; Metazoa; Chordata; Amphibia; Anura; Bombinatoridae. Gene Ontology annotation, cellular component: nucleus. The transcript has 9 exons. The coding region runs from base 28 to 783 and encodes 251 amino acids. The record is from RefSeq and is a predicted model, not a curated record.
CGUACAUGGCUUACGGCGGACGGCACGAUGGCGGCUUCAGAAGCUGGUGGCUCAUCCGGUGCUGUUGAUGAAGCGUUUUCUACAUUUUAUACCGAGGUUAAACAGAUCGAGAAACGAGACUCUGUCCUAACCUCAAAGCAGCAAAUAGAAAGGCUAAUCCGGCCUGGGUCAUCCUAUUUCAACCUUAAUCCAUAUGAGGUCCUGCAGUUAGAUCCAGAAGCUACAGAUGAAGACAUCAAAAAGAGAUUUCGACAGCUAUCUAUAUUGGUUCAUCCAGACAAAAAUCAAGAUGAUGCAGACAGAGCCCAGAAAGCUUUUGAAGCUGUUGACAAAGCAUACAAACGUUUGUUGGACCAAGAGCAGAAGAAGAGAGCGCUUGAUGUUAUCCAAGCUGGGUUUGAAUAUAUCGAACACAUUGUAAAAGAGAAAAAAAAACAGCUAAAAAAAGAAGGAAAACCGCAAGAUGUUGAGGAAGAUGAUCCUAUAGUUUUUAAACAGGCUGUGUACAAGCAGACUAUGAAGCUUUUUGCUGAACUGGAAAUUAAAAGGAAAGAGCGAGAGGCAAAGGAAAUGCAUGAAAGGAAAAGACAAAGAGAAGAAGAAAUAGAAGCUCAAGAAAAAGCCAAACGGGAGAGAGAAUGGCAGAAAAACUUUGAGGACAGCCGAGAUGGACGUGUAGACAGCUGGAGAAGCUUCCAGUCCCAUGGCAAAGGAGGGAAAAAAGAAAAGAAGUCAAGGACCUUUUUAAAACCCCCUAAAGUGAAGAUGGAACAGAGAGAGUGAUCCCAUGAUAACUCCCUCGCUUUUACUUUGCACAUCAGCUUUCCUUUUUAGGGCAGCCCCUUUCCCAGCCACAGGUGUUCCCACAACAUAUUGGGCCAUUCAACAGAUUGCUUGCACCGGCUGUGAUGGAUGCAAUGGAUCUGAACUCCCUUUUGUACAUUUUCUUUUUUUCUUUUUUUUUUUUUUAGCGAGGGGUAUGGUUGUAAUUUAACGUUUUUGUACCUACAUUGUAUUCAUGUUGACCCGAUGUAUAGUAGAAAUGAGAUAUUAAAGAAAAUGUUUAAAUUCUG